ACUAAGCUAUUUUUAUCAAGAAAAGCAUGGGAGCAGGAACGUAACAUUAGUGUUUUAUUUUCACUUUUUCUUCACAUACAUCAAAAUCUUGAAUACAUCAAACAUUAUGGAUGAAAGGAAUGAAUUGCACUAUGUGAAGCUAACAAGAGAUCAAUCUCCAUUGGAAGAUAUCACACCUGGAGAAUUGAAUCAACCAAUUGAUGUUCCACAGUUGGCUGUUCGGAAGUGCAUUGAAUGUGGGCAGCCAUUGCCUGAAAGCUAUGCACCUCCUGCUGAUGAAGCUUGGACGACUGGAAUCUUUGGGUGUGCUGAAGAUAAUGAAAAUUGCAUGACAGGGUUGUUUUGCCCUUGUGUAUUAUUUGGACGGAAUGUAGAAAGCUUGAAUGAAGAAACUCCAUGGACAGGGCCAUGCAUUUGUCAUGCAAUCUUUAUUGAAGGUGGAGCAGCUUUGGCAGCAAUAACCACAAUCUUCAAUGGCUACAUAGAUCCAGGAACAGCCUUCCUCAUUUAUGAGGGUUUGCUUUUUAGUUGGUGGAUGUGUGGCAUUUACACUGGUCAAGUUCGACAAACCUUGCAAAAGAAAUAUCAUUUGAAGAACUCGCCAUGUGACCCAUGUUGUGUACAUUGUUGGUUGCAUUGGUGUGCUUUGUGCCAAGAGCAUAGAGAGAUGAAGGGAAGACUCUCAGAUAAUAUUGGCUCAGAGAUUACUAUUGUAAAUCCUCCUCCUAUUCAAGAGAUGAAAACCACUAAUAAUGCUAAUAAAGAAAAGGCUGAACCCUCUUCCACUAGGAACAAUAAUAAUGAUCAUACCGGUUUAGAACUACAAGUUGUUAAUAUUUAGAACCAACCAUUAUGGGUGUGUUUGGUAACCACGUUUGAAGAAGAAAAGCACGUUAGAACUUCUUGAAAGCUUCACUUUUUUGUUUGGCUAAAUUUCUUCUUUACAAACACAGAAGUGAUUUUGUUCAUAAAAUCACGUUUACAAGAAGUAAUAAUUUCUAGCUUCUCCGUUGCACUAACGUGCUUUUAGCCAAUACCUUCAAUAUUUAUUUUUUUUUACCAACUUUAUCCUUUAUACAUGUUAUUGCAUUAUUCAUAGAAUUCUUA
This is a messenger RNA of Arachis ipaensis, 1107 nucleotides long. Its product is annotated as cell number regulator 6-like. NCBI's taxonomy places the organism in Eukaryota, Viridiplantae, Streptophyta, Magnoliopsida, Fabales, Fabaceae. The record is from RefSeq and is a predicted model, not a curated record.